AUGGGAUCUGUCGAAUUGGCAAUGAGACUAUCAAAAAUUCUGAUCCUGGUCCCAGACACGGUCACACGUCAUUUUAAUGUUGUUGCUGCUGCUGUUGUUGCUGCUGUUAUUACUGCUACUGCUGCUGCUGUUACUGCUGCUGCUGUUACUGCUGCUGCUGUGUCUGUUGCUGCUGUUGCUGCUACUGCUGUUGCUGCUGCUGUUGUUGAUAAUACUGUUAUUGCUGUUGUUACUGUUGCUGUUAUUACUGUUGCUGUUGUUACUGUUACUGCUGCUAUUGAAUAA
This is a messenger RNA of Blastomyces dermatitidis ER-3, 285 nucleotides long. RefSeq lists its product as uncharacterized. NCBI's taxonomy places the organism in Eukaryota, Fungi, Ascomycota, Eurotiomycetes, Onygenales, Ajellomycetaceae. The transcript is spliced from 2 exons. The record is from RefSeq and is a predicted model, not a curated record. The coding region runs from base 1 to 285 and encodes 94 amino acids.